GUGAACACAAGGCUGGGUACAUCAUUUCACCGUUAUGGCACAUGAAUUCAUAGCAAACAGAGAAGGAACCGCCAACUCACGCCAUGCCAAUCUCACGUCGUCCCUCGAUCUGAGCACGUCGCUGGAUCACAGCGUCCAGACGCGCAUUUUUAAAAUCAUUGUGAUCGGGGACUCAAAUGUGGGCAAGACCUGUUUAACCUUCCGCUUCACCGGCGGAUCCUUCCCCUGCAAGACUGAAGCAACCAUCGGCGUGGAUUUCAGGGAGAAAGCCGUGGAGAUCGAGGGCGAGAAAAUAAAGGUACAAGUAUGGGACACAGCAGGCCAGGAACGCUUUCGCAAGAGCAUGGUGGAGCACUACUACCGCAAUGUGCAUGCUGUCGUAUUUGUGUACGACGUCACAAAAAUUGUCUCUUUCCAGAACUUAAAGGCCUGGAUUCAGGAGUGCAACGGGCAUGGGGUGUCAUCCGCUGUGCCUCGUGUCCUGGUGGGCAACAAGUGCGAUCUGAUUGACCAGAUUCAGGUCUCCUCCAACACUGCCCUCAAGUUUGCCGAUGCCCAUAACAUGCUGCUGUUUGAAACAUCAGCCAAAGAUUCGAAGGAGAGCCAGAAUGUGGACUCCAUUUUCAUGUGCCUGGCAUGUCGUCUAAAAGCCAAAAAGUCUCUGAUCCACAGAGAUGUGGAGAGAGAAGAUGGUAGAAUCAGACUGACCCAUCAACCCGAACCUAAGAGUAACUGCCUGUGCUGAGGACCUUAAACUGUGAAAUUAUUAACGUUUAUGAUUUGCAAUGAAACAAUGUGCCUGCAACUAAUGACAUUUUACUUUGUGACAACUGCUCCAUGACAUUGCCUUUUCUCUGUGUUUCUCUGUAUGUGCUUAUCUUUAUUUUACCAAUGUUUUCUCGAAUAACGUCAUCACUAAAAAUAGCUUUGUCAAUGAAACACAUGGAGAUAUAUAUAUAUAUAUAUAUACAUAUAUAAUGUCAAGAACAAGUCUAGGUCAUAUUUCACCUUGAAAUCAAAUGGGGGUUAAAAAUAAGAAAGAUUUGUUUUAUUUUGAAUACCAUUAAAAUGUUUAGUAUUUUUUUUUGUUUUUUUUGCAUUGUAACAUUUAUCAUGACAAUUAAGCACAUUAAGCCCAAUUCUCAUUAAUGUAAUGCAAAAAGGAAUGUCAUUUUGGUGCUUUUAAUAUGAAGAAAAAAAAAUAAUGUUAUCUGAAUUGUGAACUAUUUAUACUAAAGAUAGACUGAUUGACUUCUCCACUUAAUCGGUAAUAGGAUUAGAUCGGUUUACCGAAAAAGUUGGACGCAAAGACUUUACAUUUUAAAUAUGAAUUAAGGGGCUUUGAACAAGUGUAUAUUACAACUAAAACUAUUCAAAUUAAUUAUCUGUUGACUGUACGCAAUAUAGUUUUGUAAAGCAUUUUAAAUGAGGUUAGUGAUUAAUUAUUUAGUAGUUAAUGUGCAUAAAAACAGAAAUAAAACAAGAAUAAAAAAAUUGGUUAUGCAUUUCAUUUAUCGGACACUUAAACUAAUCAAAACUAAAAAAUAAUCAGUAUCAUAUCGGUCAGUAAAAUUCAAUAUCGGUUGAUCUCUAAUUAAUACAGAAUGUUAAAAUGUGUUGUACUAUCUUUAAUUCUGAUUUAAAUACAUUUUAAAAUCAUUUGAUGUACUGUAUAUCAUUAUAUGCCAGUCAUUUUAUUACAGGAUUGUUUUCAAUACACAGUAUGACCAUUGAGAAUAAAACGUAAAUAUUAAAAAGUAAAAUGUAAAUAUGCAAAUAAAGGAAAAAAGUACAGCAUCCAGGCACAUUACAGUAAUGAGAAUUUAGGUGCAAAUGUGCAUGAUUUUCAUGAAAAUAUUGUCACACUACAGUAUUAAUUUCUUUCGUUUUCUUAAGGCAAAAUGUCAUUUUUUUUAUUUUUUUUACUUAAUUUGAUGUUAGAGUGAAAUGUGACAUUCAAUGACACUCAUCCAUUUGUUGGAAAAUGAUGUUGAAUUCCUGAUACUAAAUUCAGGACACGCUUUAUCUGCAAUAUCACUCUACUAAUCUAUAAA
This is a messenger RNA of Xyrauchen texanus (razorback sucker), 2054 nucleotides long. RefSeq names its product ras-related protein Rab-33A-like. Gene Ontology annotation, molecular function: GTP binding; GTPase activity. Gene Ontology annotation, cellular component: Golgi apparatus; endosome. Bases 35 to 745 code for a protein of 236 amino acids. Gene Ontology annotation, biological process: Rab protein signal transduction. The record is from RefSeq and is a predicted model, not a curated record. NCBI's taxonomy places the organism in Eukaryota, Metazoa, Chordata, Actinopteri, Cypriniformes, Catostomidae. The transcript is spliced from 2 exons.